Messenger RNA from Megachile rotundata (alfalfa leafcutting bee), 3019 nucleotides. RefSeq names its product SAM_USH1G_HARP domain-containing protein Sans (gene Sans). The record is from RefSeq and is a predicted model, not a curated record. Gene Ontology annotation, molecular function: protein binding. NCBI's taxonomy places the organism in Eukaryota, Metazoa, Arthropoda, Insecta, Hymenoptera, Megachilidae.
UUAAGCACUAUCGACCUUCGCUAAAACUAAUUUCUAUUACACUGUAAGAGAAGUCGAUAGAGCAGGAACAGGUUGCACACUUGUGCGACAAAAUACCUAACGCCAGGUGGCGGAUCGUAUUCGUAUAGUGGCACCGGUACAGGUAAGAGAUGGCGGGAAUGGGUAAAACGACUGAGAAAGAACUUAUCAAAUUAACGGUCGGAAGCAAGAUAGAGGUAGUGAGGGGCAACAGAACACCAUCGAAGUACCUUCGAACGUUCAGCAGUAUAUCGCUGGACGCCAUACUCGACACGCGUGGUACCAUUACUCCUCUAAAAGUAUGCUGGUUCUAUGAUCCUCGCGAUUCGUUGUUGUUCGAAGUAACUCUUACAUAAGAAGUGCCAGGAAGCCCCAUCUCCGGCAGGGAUGUUUUGCCAUCGGUAACGAGACCUCUCAAAGGGAUCAAGGAACCAGAAUGACGUCUGAGCGGUUUCACAAAGCUGCACGCGACGGCGUCUUGGACAUCCUGAAAGAAGCAACAAAAAAAGAUUGUAACGCACGAGAUGAUGGAGGAAUGACCCCCACAUUAUGGGCAGCCUUUGAAGGUCAUAUAGAUGCUCUGAGACUGCUGGUCGCCAGAGGGGGAGACCCCGACAAAACCGAUUACUUCGGCAACACAGCCCUCCACUUAGCGUCAGCAAGGGGUCAUGAAUAUUGUGUCCGGUUCCUUGUUAAAUUCGGUUGUAAUAUCUGGUCCUUGGACAUCGACAGACAUUCGGCCAGAGAUUUAGCUGCCAUAAAUGGAAGAGAAAUGACUCUACAGUUUUUAGACUUCGUUCAAGCCGACCAAGAACUCAACAAUCGCAAAAAAAGUCGAAUACUUCGGGAGAAGGCUGAAAAAGACGCUGAAAAAAGAUUGAAGGAGUAUAUAAAGAAACAGAAGAUGGCGGAAAUUAGAGCGGAAAAAGAGCAAAAGAAACUGUCGAAAGACCGUACGAAACUGGACCUAACUACGGUAAACGAAGUCGGUAGUCUACCUCAGAAGCCUAGUAUAUUGACCUUCAAGGGUCGAGUGAAACCUUCGCCUACCUUCAGCGAUAUCGUCGGCACCACCGCAAAAAAACAUGGUAGUGCUGUCUGUAGAAAAGCUUUAGCGAAAAAGGCCGUUGACGACUUCAAGGUUGUAGAGGUUGAAAUGAAUGGAAAGAAAUCGAUACGUAGCCUGACUGGUCUUCGAAGAGAUUCUGAAGUAAUCUACGUUGGAACGUACGAAACUCAAGCUCAACAAAUAGGGAGGAGAGGAAGGAUCUCAGACGUUUGGGGUACUCUAAGCAAAGCACAAAGUACACCGGAUCUCUUAGGUGAUCGAAUCUAUGACGACGACGAUGAGCAAAAUGAUAAUAGAGAGGAUGUAAAUGAUAUAAGAGACGCUACCUUCUUGCAAGAACCUGCAAGUAUUUUUAAUCGGCCUGGUUUUGGAUCAGUAGCAUUCCGAAGGGCGAUUACGACUACAUUCGAUAACAUACCAGUCUCGCAAAUGGAUGCACAUGAACAAAACGGUAACUCUUGCGUGAAUGGUUCCGUAAAUGGAUCUGUAAAUGGACAUAGAACAAGCUCAAAUGGGCACAACGAAGAAAUCAGUAUAGGAAGCGCAGGUAGCUUAGCUCGCAGGCAAAGUCUGUGGGACGACGAUUUACUUUCAGAAACGCGCAUAAAAAUGAUUACAGAAGAAGAAACAGACGAGGAGUGGACACCAUUGCAAAGAUUCUUAGUCGCCAACAAUCUAUCGUCGAUACAUCCAGUUUUAGAGUCGGAACAAAUUGAUCUGGAAGCUUUAAUGUUACUUACUGAAUCCGAUCUUGCAGCUCUUAAACUUCCUCUUGGACCUAAAAGAAAGUUAAUGAAUGCUAUAGCGAAUCGAAAGAGAGCGUUAGAUGCCCCUGAAAACGUCAUCAAAGAUAGUAAAUUGUAAACUCUUGACUUUAAGGAAGAGAUGUCAGUCUUGCAAGAUGUGUUAUUAAGUGCCUUAAUAACUACUUACAAAAUGAUACAAAUGUUUGAGAAAUCUAAAACAUAAAAAAAAUUCUUCAACCGCAGGGACUGAUACUUGUAACUAUAACAGAUUACGCGAUGAAUCAUCGUUUACAUAUCAUUUAAUCAUACAACGAGAAAAUGGAUAACUCUUUUUUGCCAUUUUAUUUUUUUAGUACAUAUAUAAAUAGGAUAUUAUACAUUUGUUCACUUCUUUGGCGUAACUGGGUAAACAUCAGAGUACAACAUAGGAAACUUUACAUAGUUCAUAUUGGAAAUGUAGAAAUUUUCAAAACUUUCUACUUCUAAGUUUUCAAAUUAAUAAUAUAAAAAUUCCAAAAUUUCCAAAGCCUGAAUUAACAAAACUAAUCUAGUUCUCUAUAGAAAAAAAUUCUAGUUACGCCAACAGUUCACUUCCGUAAAUCAUCGCCAUAAAUAUGUAAAUCAUUAUGGUAUGCUAAACAUAGAAGGCAUACCGAAAUAAUAAUCACCUCAUUGUGCAAAAUUUCAAUUAGCCUUAAUUUGUAUACUAAGUAUGGUGCCUUAGUAGAACGUAACUUCGUUCAUGUAAAUGAAAGUGUAAAUGUCACUCUAAUAGAACGUAUAUCUACGAGUUUUCCACCUCAUGUUAUCGUUCAUAGGAGUACAAUCGUUAUACAAAAUGUACAAAUUGAACGCAGUAAAAUAAAGUAUGUAAAUAUUGGAAUAUGUCAAACAUUUUGUAACAUACCCUUUAUUCGGGCAUCAGGUAAACGCCAAUAAUACAAAAAUAAAUUUUUAUUUAUAAUUUUAUUUGUAAAUGAUUAUCUUACAAAUAAGAGACGCAAAAAUAUACAAGCUUCUUAUGUUCGCAAAAAAUAACAGCACCAUUUCUCGCCUUGCCGUGGACACAUAAUUUUUUAAUGCUGUAUCACGGCUGUUCUGUGUUCGUGCAAGUAGAAUGUGACGAUACGUUCGUUUACACAAACGUACACCACGUUGCGAUUAAUGUGCAUCAGAAUAAAAAAAA